This is a messenger RNA of Galdieria sulphuraria, 1055 nucleotides long. RefSeq lists its product as uncharacterized. NCBI's taxonomy places the organism in Eukaryota, Rhodophyta, Bangiophyceae, Galdieriales, Galdieriaceae. The record is from RefSeq and is a predicted model, not a curated record. The coding region runs from base 37 to 831 and encodes 264 amino acids. The transcript is spliced from 5 exons.
GAAUUAGGUUGUCUGCAUUUCUUUGGGCGCCACAAGAUGUUAUGGACCGAAGACUUUGCCAGACAACUCAACAUCAAAGCUAUUUUGGCAAUCUUGAAUAGUUUGUUUCAGAACCAUGGGCGUUUUAAUAAUUAUAGUGAUGAAGUACUACUGCUAUUGGAAUUUCCUGUUUGUGUGUUUUUGGAAAAUGCAGUAGAAAACUUCUUUGAAGAGUUUGCACAAAGUGCCCGAGCAGUCUGUGAACAAAGUGGUAGAACGGUAGGGAAUUGGUUCGAUAUUGAUUUUGUCUUGGAGAAAUUGUUUGGGAAGCGACUCGAUGUCUCAGAUUUGUUACAGUUGGCUCAGCGUGUGAGUACAGGAAAGCAUCCUGUUUAUAAAAGAAAGCGAAUUCCUGCCAAUACUUUGGCCUUUGAAGAAAGAGAUGGUCUUAGUGAGUGGACCCCGAGAGAAAGAUGGAUGCCACCGUUGCCGCCUCAGUAUACGUAUAGAUCACAUCAAAUUUAUUAUCCAACACGUAUACUUAGACUGGAAGAGGAUAGACAAGCGUUUUUGGAGCAGAAGCUUGAGGUUGAAAGACUAUUAUUGGCUGAAGAGGAAUGGACAAAUACUGAUGUGGCGACUGUAUGUAACUUGAAUACGCUACCUUUCUUCAAGAAGAAGUCUCUAGAGGAGGAUAGUUUGGAAGACGAAAAGGAGUUGUUAGAGUUCCUUUUCGAAGAGAAUAUCAAGGAACAGCCUAUGAAGGCUACAGAGAAUAUCAAAGUCGAUAGGCAAUUGCUGGUACAACGUUUUGAGAGGAUAAUGAGUGAUGUCGAUAAUUUUAUCGAGUAGAUUUAACUUGUAUUUGUGUUCUUUGGGUGGUUGUUUAGAUUCUGGUGUUCUGUAUUUUAUGAAGUAUUUAUUGUUAUCAUCAGAACGUGUAGCUAAUAAUCAGUUUGUUCGCCCAAGGAUAUUUUCGAAUAUUCCCUAGUCGUACUUGCUUUUGUGAAUAAGUUUUUAACAAAGACAUAUUUUGUUUCUAAAAGAAAUGAAUACUUGUAUUAGAAAUAAUUAUC